GCACACGAAUCUGCAUAAAUUCGGACCACGUGACUCUUCUCCAUCCGCCGUUGGUUUCUCUCUGAAGGUGAAGCGACUCUUUCCUCACCACCAGCCUCCAUUCAAAUCCGUCUGAAGAUGUCCACCGUGUCGGCUGCCUGCAUGGAGCCGGCUGCUGAGGCCACUGAGCAGAAGAAGCCACUCAAAGCAUGCUGUGCUUGUCCAGAGACAAAGAAAGUCAGGGACGCUUGCAUCAUUGAGAAGGGAGAGGAAAGCUGCACGGUCCUGAUUGAGGCACACAAAGACUGCAUGCGGGCGCUUGGAUUCAAGAUCUAACUUCUCCAUUGUGUGUGUGGGUGUGUUGCUGUGAAAGAUGACCCCUGGUGUUCCCUUCUCUUCCUCUUAUUUAUACCGCGACUAGCAGGGAAAUGUGAGGAAGCACUUCGACUCUCAUGGGAUGACUGUCCUUUUCUGUGAAAUAGUUAUUUUUUAAAGUCUGCAGAAUAUCUGAGAUGUUUGUCUGUUGAAUAAAAGUCCUAUGCAAGACCA
Anarrhichthys ocellatus (wolf-eel) is the source of this 528-nucleotide messenger RNA. RefSeq names its product cytochrome c oxidase copper chaperone COX17 (gene cox17). NCBI's taxonomy places the organism in Eukaryota, Metazoa, Chordata, Actinopteri, Perciformes, Anarhichadidae. The transcript is spliced from 4 exons. Gene Ontology annotation, cellular component: mitochondrial intermembrane space. Gene Ontology annotation, biological process: mitochondrial respiratory chain complex IV assembly. Gene Ontology annotation, molecular function: copper ion binding; copper chaperone activity. Bases 118 to 315 code for a protein of 65 amino acids. The record is from RefSeq and is a predicted model, not a curated record.